Messenger RNA from Exophiala oligosperma, 204 nucleotides. RefSeq lists its product as uncharacterized. Lineage: Eukaryota; Fungi; Ascomycota; Eurotiomycetes; Chaetothyriales; Herpotrichiellaceae. The record is from RefSeq and is a predicted model, not a curated record. Bases 1 to 204 code for a protein of 67 amino acids. The transcript has 2 exons.
AUGCCUAUCUGCCGUGCGGGCACGCUUUCUGUAAAGAAUGCGUGGUCAUACGGCUGGGCGACCACCCUACUUGUCCGCACUGCAGGGAGCGAGUUUGAGGAUCUUGAUGACCAAGACAUGCCCGAGGUCAUCGAGGCAGAAUUUGAGGAUCCGGCUGACCAAGAAAUGGCCGAGGUCGUCGACCUGGUCGGCGACAGUGAGUAG